AUGACUCUCGUCCACAUUGUCCUCUUCAAAUUCCGCCCCGAAGUAACUGAUGAGCAUAAACGACGCUUCGUGACAGAACUUAAGAAGCUCAAGAACCUACCCUGUGUGAAAUCUGGACGCCUGCUUGUGGGCGGUCCCAGUGUGACCGACCCCAUAGACCGCAGCAAGGGAUUCCAAAUCGCUCUAGUAAGCUAUCAUGAAAAUCUGGCUGCACUGGCAGAAUACCAGGCAAGUAAGGAGCAUCAUGAUGUGACAUCGACAUACAUGUUUCCAUACAAGGAGGACCUGGUGAGAUUUGAUUUCGAGGUUGAGGAGGAGGAUGAGUAUAUGUGUGAAUUUCCGAGAAGGUCACGUGGGAAAGACUGGAAGACGCGGCAACAACAGUCCAGUCCAGUCCAGUCAUCCACUGAUCGCGCAUCUUGUUAUCUCAGGUCAGUCCUUUUUGCCCCCACUUCGGAUAUCUAUAUGUCAACAUGGAAUCACCGCUGCGAUGGAAACGAACCAUCAUGCAGUUCCUGCUUGAAAGCAGGGGUGUCGUGUGUGAAUGAUGGAAAACAGGAGGUCACGCGGAGAUACAUUUCGAACAUGGAAAACCGGAUCCGAUGGUUGGAAUCCAUUGUCAAGGAAAACUGCGCCAAUGUGGAUCUUGGCCUUGAACAUCGCAUGAUAGCUGCAGAGAACGCAGUAGACCAUGAUAGCACGAUUCUUUCUGCCGAAAUACCGCAUGAAGAUGAUCCGACCACUAGUUCGCAACGCAUUCCCCCAAGGGAGUUGAGAAGAGAGGCCCGAGGAGCUUCACGCAAUGAAGGAAACGGCUCGAAUUCGUUGCCGGACCAGCAUCCGCCGCACCAUAUGACGGGGAGUAAUGCUGAGCACCAACCGGCUCACGAGAUUGGUCUGGUGUCCCUGUCCUCUGGAGAAGGCCCUCGAUACAUUGGGCCGUCCAGCGGGUACUUCUUCGCGAAUCGUAUAUUCUCCAGCGCUGGACGGCGAUGCAAAUCCAGGGGUGUUAGAAAAGCUACGGCAGAGUCAACUAUCCUCUCAACAGAGCUGCUAAGCAGCCUUACUCUGCUGCCCACGCGAAAAGAAAGCGCCGUGGAACUCUCUAAGAAGUACUUCCGAACAGUACAUCUUAUCUACCCGUUCUUGCAUGAGCCGACUCACAUGUCAGUGAUUGACCGGGUAUAUACUUCCCAGAACGAGAACCCUCUGGACUUGUUCCAGGUGUACAUGGUUCUAUCCAUUUCAGCUUUGAAUCUGUCUCGCGAAUGCAAGGUACAUCUUCCCGUGGAGGGUUACUAUGCGUCUGCUAUGAAGUAUGUUGAGCAGGUCUGUUCAUAUGGCUCGAUUACUGCUCUGCAAUGCAUGCUACUUCUUAUGGUUUAUGCGCUACAUAACCCCUCCUCUAAUGUCAACAUUUGGAACCUGAACUAUCAGUGCCUCGCAAGUGUGAUAGAUCUAGGGCUGCAGCGCGAUGUUCGGGUAUCCCCUUCCCUCGGAAUAUCGCUGCUGGAUCAGGAAAUGAGAACCCGUAUCUUUUGGGUUGUAUAUACUCUUGAUAGAGCGAUUUGUACCAUGAUGGGGCGUCCAAUAGGUAUCAGAGAUGAGGCCUGUGAAAUGAGGUUCCCGCUGGACAUGACAGACACAGACCUUCUCAAUCCUGACUCCAACCACAAUGGAGAACAAGAGCCACCGUCACACAUGUCACACUCGAUCCAUCUUUUUAAAUUAGCCAAGAUGAACUCAGAAAUAAAAUAUGUCAUGCACAGCAUUCAACGUGACGUACCGAGCUAUGCUUAUCCCCCGGUUCGGGAUAUCUUCGCAUGGCAGCGCGAUAUGAUAUCAACCCUUAAGAACUGGCAAUCGACAAUUCCACAAGACACAGCUAGUGAAGAUACGAUGUCCAAGCUAUGUACGGCCAGAUAUCACGAAACAAUGGUAUUACUAUUGCGACCAAGCCCAGCAAUCCCAGACCCAUCGGAGGAGAUGCUUGAUCUGUGUUUUCAUCAGGCGGUAGAUCUCCUGAAAAUCUUUGGCGAUAUCUACAGGGCAGGAAGUCUACUCUACAGCCGACUUCUUGUCCACUCGGUAUUCCUUGGAGCUCUUGUACUACUCUACUGUAUCUGGAAACUACCGAGAACUACCGCCAAGGUGCGUGUCGAUGAGCUCAUGUCGAGCCUCACUAUGGCGCAGAACAUACUUAGUAGUAUUGGUGAACACUGGAGCGAGGCUACUCGGGCACGGGAUUGCAUUGACGAAUUGUCCCGUGUGACAAUCGAACGGCUCUUGAGAAACCGAUCGGCCAUCGAAUCACACACAGAAGCCGACAGAACGCAGUCGCGAGCUGGAGCCCUUCCUCAAGAAUAUCGAGCAGAAGAAACUUCUUAUCACUUCAACUUGUUUGAUGAUCUUCUGCAGGGCGACUAUCAAGGCUGGAGUGGAAUGCCUGAUAUUGAUGGGCUGAUGUGGGAGGUUUUCAACAGCUCGCCACAGUAA
This is a messenger RNA of Aspergillus welwitschiae, 2496 nucleotides long. Its product is annotated as transcription factor domain-containing protein. The coding region runs from base 1 to 2496 and encodes 831 amino acids. Lineage: Eukaryota; Fungi; Ascomycota; Eurotiomycetes; Eurotiales; Aspergillaceae. Gene Ontology annotation, molecular function: zinc ion binding; DNA-binding transcription factor activity, RNA polymerase II-specific; sequence-specific DNA binding. Gene Ontology annotation, biological process: DNA-templated transcription; positive regulation of transcription by RNA polymerase II. The transcript is spliced from 7 exons. The record is from RefSeq and is a predicted model, not a curated record.